Messenger RNA from Linum tenue, 1725 nucleotides. The record is from the annotation of a GenBank genome assembly. NCBI's taxonomy places the organism in Eukaryota, Viridiplantae, Streptophyta, Magnoliopsida, Malpighiales, Linaceae.
CCCCCAAACCCUUUCGCCUCUCCACGCAAUCCCAUUCCUCCCCUUUUAAUCCUCUCUCUCUCUCUCUCUCUCUGAUAUUUCUCUCUAACACCUUCCCCACCACACGCCCUCCUCCACCUCUCUUGCCGGCCGCCGCAACUGCUCAACUCUAAAGCGGCAGAGAUGGAUUCCUCUUCGUCGUCGCUAGAGAGUUGCCCGAGCUUCUCCCCUUCCUCUCCGGAGUACUCCGAUUCGACGCCGCGCGGAUCGGCUGCUGCCGCUUCCCCUUCCUCCUCUGCAAUCUCCCGAGCGCUCCACCUCGUCAAAUCCGAGAAUCCGGAGUCCAAGGUCGAGGCGGCGAGGGAAAUCCGCCGCCUCGCCAAGACCUCGCAGCGGUGCCGCCGCCUGCUCGCCCACGCCGUUCCGCACCUCGUCUCCAUGCUCCGGGUGCGCGACUCCGCCGACUGCCACGAGGCCGCCUUGCUCGCGCUGCUCAAUCUCGCCGUCAAAGACGAACGGAAUAAAAGCAGCAUUGUUGAAGCCGGAGCAUUAGAACCAAUAACAAACUUCCUCCAGUCAAGUGAUCCAAACUUGCAGGAGCACGCUACAGCAGCUCUCCUCACUCUUUCCGCCUCGACCUCAAACAAGCCGAUCAUAACCAACUCCGGCGCCAUCCCCUUGCUAGUCCAAAUCCUCCGCAACGGAAGUCCACAAGCCAAGAUGGAUUCGGUAAUGGCACUCUCCAACCUGUCAACACACUCAAACAACGCCUCCACAAUCCUCAAAACCCACCCCAUCCCUCCAAUACUCGCCCUCCUCAAAUCAUCCAAAACAUCCUCCAGAACAGCCGAGAAGUGCUGCGCCCUCAUCGAAUCCCUCAUGGAAUUCGACGACGGCCGAGCAGCACUAACCUCCGAGGAAGGCGGGAUUCUAGCAGUGGUCGAAGUGGUCGAGACCGGCUCCCUCUCAAGCCGAGAGCACGCUGUCGGGGCGCUACUGAGUCUCUGUCAGAGCGAUCGGUGUAGGUACAGAGAGCCGAUACUGAGAGAAGGCGUGAUUCCCGGACUCCUCGAGCUUACGGUGCAAGGGACGCCGAAAUCUCGGGUGAAAGCGCAGACACUGUUGAGGCUGCUGAGGGAGAGUCCGUACCCGAGGUCCGAGCUCCAGCCCGACACGCUGGAGAACAUCGUGUGCAAUAUAAUAUCUCAGAUAGACGGAGACGAGCAGUCCGGUAAGGCGAAGAAGAUGCUGGCGGAGAUGGUUCAGGUCAGCAUGGAACAGAGCCUGAGACAUUUGCAGAGGAGAGCUCUGGUAUGUACCCCUGGCGAUUUGGCUGAUUAGUAGUUAUCAGUUUUUACAGCUCUUCAAGUAAACUCUUGCGAGGGUUUUGUGUGUGUGAUGACACACAUGGGUUUUUUCUUUCUCUUCUUCCGGAUUGGUAAUGUGGAGGAACAAAGAAGGGGAAGAAGAGAACAGGAAAUGGUGAUGUGAUGUGAAUUGUGAAGUGGGGAGAUAUGCCAGUCCAGGCCGAUAAGUAGGUAUCAGGUGACUGGUAGUAAAGUAAAAGCAAAGCAGAAUACGUCAUUAUCAAUAAUCAAUCAUGUGGCUGUGCUGCUGUACAUUAUGGCUCUAGUUUUGUAAGUAAAAAAGAAUCAAUCCUGCCUUGUAAGAGAGGAACAGUUGUUGUACCAAAUGUUAUUAUUAUACAGAUUAAAACGAAAGAGUAAAGGAAUGGGCUUGUGCAUG